Molecule: messenger RNA, 882 nt
Organism: Chlorella variabilis
Lineage: Eukaryota; Viridiplantae; Chlorophyta; Trebouxiophyceae; Chlorellales; Chlorellaceae
Exons: 6
Biological process (GO): transmembrane transport; nitrite transport
Cellular component (GO): membrane
Molecular function (GO): high-affinity secondary active nitrite transmembrane transporter activity
Source: RefSeq, a predicted model, not a curated record
GCGGUGCUGUCGCCGGCAGAGGUGUACCGCGCCACCCUGGAGGGCGCGGCGUACAAGGUGGCUGCGCCGCUACCCAAGCUUGUGCUCAUGGGCAUCGCCUCUGGCAUGUACAUCGGCCUGGGCUUCUCCACAUGCGCCCUUGUGGGAGGCAACCUGUCGCCAGAGUUCCGCAAGGCCCAGCCAGGCGCCUUUGCCGCGCUGUACUCCCUGAUCGGCUUCCCGCUGGGCCUGGUGCUCAUCGUGUUCUGCGGCGGGGACCUCUUCACUGGGGACUGCUUCAGCUCACUGGUGGCGGCGAUGGAGGGCAAGAUCAGCGUGCUUGCCGGCCUGCGCCUGCUGAUUGUCUCCUACUGGUCCAACCUGGUGGGCUGCCUGCUGAUGGUGGGGCUGUUUGAUGGCGGCGCCAUCUACCCAGGCCGCGACCACUACCUGAUCCACCUGGCAGAGGCCAAGUGCAGCCUGGGCUGGGGCGUGGUGGUGGUGCGUGGCAUCCUGGCCAACAUGCUGGUGUGCCUGGCGGUGUGGCUGGCCACGGCGGCUCGCGACGCCGGCGGCAAGAUCGUGGGCAUCUACCUGCCCAUCAUGAGCUUCACCUCCAUCGGCCUGGAGCACAGCAUCGCCAACAUGUUCAUUGUGCCCAUGGGCAUGGUGCAAGGGGCGGACGUCUCGGUGGGGCGCUGGAUUUAUGCCAACCAAAUCCCCGCCACCAUCGGCAACUGGAUUGGCGGCGCCAUUAUGGUGGGCCUGCUCAGCGCCGGCAUUUUCGGCUCCCCAGGCGCCAGGGCCUGGGCGGCGUGGGAGCGCGGCGUGGCGGGCACGCGGCAGCGCCUAAGGGAAUGCACAUCUGCCGACCGCCGCCGUAGCGUGGGCAACGUGCAGUAG